AUGGAAGAGAAUGUGUUCAGUGUGCAGCAGAUACAGCCCAAUGUCAUUUCGGUGAGACUCUUCAAGCGCAAGGUUGGGGGUCUCGGGUUCCUGGUGAAGGAACGCGUCAACAAGCCCCCAGUAAUCAUCUCCGACCUGAUCCGGGGAGGGGCAGCUGAGCAAAGUCGGCUCAUCCAGGCUGGGGACAUUAUCCUGGCAGUCAAUGGCCGGCCCCUGGUGGACAUGAGUUAUGAGAGUGCCCUGGAGAUCCUGAGGAGCAUCGCCUCAGAGACCUAUGUGGUUCUGAUCCUGAGAGGUCCCGAGGGCUUCACCACUCAUCUGGAGACCACCUUUGCCGGUGAUGGGAUGCCAAAGACUGUUAGAGUAACCAGACCUUUGUGCCCAACUGCCAAAGCGGUCGACCUGUCCAAUCCAAGCAUCCACGGCAGAGAUCUGCAGCAGGGUGCAGACCAUACCAUGGGCUCGGCUAGUUCAGCAUGGGCCAGGGAGAACGGGCAGGAAGCAGAGUCCCUUGUGCACGUCAAUGGUGUGGUUACCAGCACCAAAGGCGAGGACUCUUUGAAGGGAAGGGACAAUGCCAGUGCCAAUCCUUGCCUCAACGGUGGGGUCGAAAACAAUGAGCUGCUAAAAGAAAUAGAGCCAGUCCUGAAACUCCUGAAGAGCGGCAGUAAGGAACUCAACGGAGACGCGCCAACCAAGGUGGAGACAAGAGAUAUAGAAGUCCAGGUGGACUGUUUCAGGGAAGUGGACAAGUCCCAGAAACCUGUGCCAGCCGGGAUGGAAAAUGACCGAGUUUUCAAUGACCUGUGGGGGAAGAGCGACACGCCCGUCGUCCUGAACAACCCCUACUCGGAAAAGGAGCAGCCACCGCCAUCUGGCAGACAGUCCCCAACUAAGAACUUGGUGAAUGGAAGCCCGUCUAAGUGCCCACGGUUUGCCAAAGUCAAGAACUGGGAGACUGGCUCGGUGCUUCAUGAUACCUUACAUCUCAAGACAGCCAUGGCCAGUGCGUGUACAGAGCAGAUCUGCAUGGGCUCAAUAAUGACGCCCACCCAGCAUAUCCGGAAGCCAGAAGACACCAGGACAAAAGAGCAGCUGCUCUCCUUGGCUAAGGACUUCAUUGAUCAGUACUACUCCUCCAUAAAGAGGUUUGGCUCCAAGGCCCACGUGGAGAGGCUGGAAGAAGUGACCAAGGAGAUUGAAACCACAGACACCUACCAGCUGCGGGACACAGAGCUGAUCUACGGAGCAAAGCACGCCUGGCGUAAUGCAUCCCGCUGCGUGGGCAGGAUUCAAUGGUCCAAGCUACAGGUGUUUGAUGCCCGAGACUGCACCACAGCCCAUGGGAUGUUCAAUUACAUCUGCAACCACAUCAAAUACGCCACCAACAAAGGGAACCUCAGGUCUGCUAUCACCAUCUUCCCCCAGAGGACAGAUGGCAAGCAUGACUUCCGAGUCUGGAAUGCCCAGCUCAUCCGCUAUGCUGGCUACAAGCAGCCAGACGGUACCAUUCUGGGGGACCCAGCCAACUUGGAGCUCACAGAGAUCUGCAUCCAGCAAGGGUGGAAGGCACCCAAGGGGCGAUUUGAUGUCCUGCCACUCCUCCUCCAGGCCAACGGCAAUGAUCCGGAGCUCUUUGAGAUCCCCCCGGAGCUGGUGCUGGAAGUACCCAUCAGGCAUCCCAAGUUUGCCUGGUUUAAGGACCUGGGGCUGAAGUGGUACGGUUUGCCAGCGGUGUCCAGCAUGCUGCUAGAGAUCGGAGGCCUGGAGUUCACUGCCUGCCCCUUCAGCGGCUGGUACAUGGGCACUGAGAUCGGCGUCCGCGAUUACUGUGAUAACUCUCGCUACAACAUGCUGGAGGAAGUAGCCAAAAAGAUGAACCUGGACAUGAGGAAAACCUCCUCGCUGUGGAAAGACCAGGCCCUGGUGGAGAUUAACAUCGCUGUUCUGUACAGCUUCCAGAGCGACAAGGUGACCAUUGUGGACCAUCACUCAGCCACAGAGUCCUUCAUCAAGCACAUGGAGAAUGAGUAUCGCUGCCGCGGGGGGUGCCCUGCUGACUGGGUCUGGAUCGUCCCCCCGAUGUCCAGCAGCAUCACCCCAGUCUUCCAUCAGGAAAUGCUCAACUAUCGGCUCACGCCCUCCUUCGAGUACCAGCCUGACCCUUGGAACACGUACAUCUGGAAAGGGGUCAAUGGGACUCCCACCAAAAAGAGAGCCAUCGGUUUUAAAAAGCUGGCCAAAGCCGUGAAGUUCUCUGCCAAGCUGAUGGGGCAGGCAAUGGCCAAGAGGGUCAAAGCGACCAUCCUCUAUGCCACGGAAACGGGGAAGUCCCAGGUCUAUGCAAAAACCUUAUGUGAAAUCUUCAAGCACGCUUUCGAUGCCAAGGUGAUGUCCAUGGAUGAGUACGACAUAGUCCACCUGGAACAUGAAACCCUUGUCCUGGUGGUCACGAGCACCUUCGGCAACGGAGACCCACCGGAGAAUGGGGAGAAAUUUGGCUGUGCGAUGAUGGAAAUGAGGAAUCCCAACUCUCACCUGGAAGAGAGGAAGAGCUACAAGGUCCGUUUUAACAGCGUCUCCUCUUACUCGGACGCACGGAAGUCUUCGAGCGACGGGCCUGAAGCCAGGGACAACUUUGAGAGCACAGGGCCUCUGGCUAAUGUCAGGUUCUCGGUGUUCGGCCUAGGAUCGCGUGCCUACCCCCACUUCUGCGCCUUUGCCCGCGCCGUCGACACCCUGCUGGAGGAGCUGGGAGGGGAGCGCAUCCUCCGCAUGGGGGAGGGGGAUGAGCUCUGUGGCCAGGAAGAGUCUUUCAGGACGUGGGCCAAAAAGGUUUUCAAGACCACCCCACCGUAUCCCCAGCCUCGGUCAACGAUUUUCCUACGACUUCACACCAACGGGCAGCAGGAGCUGCGCUACCAGCCUGGAGACCACCUGGGAGUGUUUCCAGGCAACCACGAGGACUUGGUCAGCGCCCUGAUGGAGAGACUCGAGGACGCACCCCCAGCCAACCAGCUGGUGAAGGUGGAGCUCUUGGAGGAGAGGAGCACAGCUUUAGGUGUCAUCAGUAACUGGACAGAUGAGAACCGCAUCCCACCCUGCACCAUCUUCCAGGCGUUUAAGUGCUACCUGGACAUCACCACGCCUCCCACCCCGCUGCUGCUGCAGCAGUUUGCCUUACUGGCCACCAACGACAAGGAGAAGAAACGUCUGCAGGUCCUUAGCAAGGGCUUGCAGGAGUACGAGGAAUGGAAAUGGUCCAAGAACCCCACCAUAGUGGAGGUGCUAGAGGAGUUCCCGUCUGUGCAGAUGCCCUCCACCCUGCUGCUCACCCAGCUGCCCGUGCUGCAGCCUCGCUAUUAUUCCAUCAGCUCCUCCCCCGACAUGUCCCCGGACGAGGUGCACCUCACCGUGGCCGUGCUCUCCUACCGCACUAGAGAUGGGGAAGGACCGAUCCACCACGGGGUAUGUUCCUCCUGGUUCAACCGGAUACAGGCUGAUGAAGUUGUGCCCUGUUUUGUAAGAGGAGCUCCUGGGUUCCACAUGCCACAAGAUCCCCAGGUUCCCUGCAUCCUGAUUGGCCCAGGUACGGGAAUCGCCCCGUUCCGGAGCUUUUGGCAGCAGCGGCUCUUUGAAAUCGAGCACAAAGCACUGAAGCCCUGUCCGAUGAUUUUGGUCUUUGGGUGCCGACAGUCCAAGAUCGACCACAUUUACAAAGAGGAGACCCUCCUAGCCAAAAACAAAGGCAUCUUCAAAGAGCUGUACACAGCCUAUUCCCGGGAACCAGACAAACCAAAGAAAUACGUGCAGGACGUGCUGCAGGAGCAGCUGGCUCAGUCUGUGUACAAAGCGCUGAAGGAGCAGGGAGGCCACAUCUACGUGUGCGGGGACGUCACCAUGGCCGGGGAUGUCUUCAAGGCCAUUCAGCGCAUCGUGAAGCAGCAGGGGCGGCUGUCGGUGGAGCAGGCUGGCGCUUUCAUUAGCAAGCUGAGGGAUGACAACCGAUACCACGAGGAUAUUUUUGGAGUCACCUUGCGUACAUAUGAAGUGACUAACCGCCUUAGAUCUGAGUCGAUUGCAUUCAUUGAGGAAAGCAAAAAGGACACGGAUGAGGUUUUCUGCUCAUAACCAGAACCCCUUGCCCCAGACGGGAUGCCAAACCAGCUGCAGCGGCAGCCACCCCCCUCCAGCCGGAGGGCGCUGGGUUUUGUAUUU
Terrapene triunguis (Three-toed box turtle) is the source of this 4218-nucleotide messenger RNA. RefSeq names its product nitric oxide synthase 1 (gene NOS1). NCBI's taxonomy places the organism in Eukaryota, Metazoa, Chordata, Testudines, Emydidae. The record is from RefSeq and is a predicted model, not a curated record. Bases 1 to 4131 code for a protein of 1376 amino acids. The transcript is spliced from 27 exons. Gene Ontology annotation, biological process: nitric oxide biosynthetic process. Gene Ontology annotation, molecular function: calmodulin binding; heme binding; FMN binding.